This is a messenger RNA of Eptesicus fuscus (big brown bat), 1474 nucleotides long. It is a transcript of the gene PSMC3, whose product is annotated as proteasome 26S subunit, ATPase 3. The record is from RefSeq and is a predicted model, not a curated record. Bases 80 to 1399 code for a protein of 439 amino acids. Gene Ontology annotation, molecular function: ATP binding; ATP hydrolysis activity; proteasome-activating activity. Lineage: Eukaryota; Metazoa; Chordata; Mammalia; Chiroptera; Vespertilionidae. Gene Ontology annotation, cellular component: proteasome regulatory particle, base subcomplex. The transcript is spliced from 13 exons. Gene Ontology annotation, biological process: proteasome-mediated ubiquitin-dependent protein catabolic process.
CGCGUGGUCUUUUGAACCGGAGAAGCAGAUUCGCGGCCGGAGAUAAAUCGCCUAGAAUCGGGACUUGAAGAAAGAGGAAAUGAAUCUGCUGCCGAAACUCGAGAGUUCAGUGACUCGGCAGGAGAAGAUGGCGACCGUGUGGGACGAGGCUGAGCAAGAUGGAAUCGGGGAAGAGGUGCUCAAGAUGUCCACAGAAGAGAUUAUCCAGCGCACAAGGCUGCUGGACAGUGAAAUCAAGAUUAUGAAGAGCGAAGUGUUACGAGUUACCCACGAACUCCAAGCCAUGAAGGACAAGAUCAAAGAGAACAGUGAGAAGAUCAAAGUGAACAAGACCCUGCCCUACCUUGUCUCCAACGUCAUCGAGCUUUUGGACGUUGAUCCCAAUGACCAAGAGGAGGAUGGUGCCAACAUUGACCUGGACUCCCAGAGGAAGGGCAAGUGUGCCGUGAUCAAAACCUCCACACGGCAGACAUACUUCCUGCCUGUGAUUGGGUUGGUGGAUGCUGAGAAACUGAAGCCUGGAGACUUGGUGGGUGUGAACAAAGACUCCUAUUUGAUCCUGGAGACUCUACCCACAGAGUACGACUCACGGGUGAAGGCCAUGGAGGUGGACGAGAGGCCCACAGAACAAUACAGUGACAUCGGGGGCUUGGACAAGCAGAUUCAGGAGCUGGUGGAGGCCAUUGUCCUGCCAAUGAACCACAAAGAGAAGUUUGAGAACUUGGGGAUCCAACCUCCAAAGGGGGUGCUGAUGUAUGGGCCCCCAGGUACCGGGAAGACUCUGCUGGCCCGGGCCUGUGCUGCGCAGACCAAGGCCACCUUCCUGAAGCUGGCUGGCCCUCAGCUGGUGCAGAUGUUCAUCGGGGAUGGUGCCAAGCUGGUCCGGGAUGCCUUUGCCCUUGCCAAGGAGAAAGCUCCAUCCAUCAUCUUUAUUGAUGAGCUGGAUGCCAUCGGCACCAAGCGCUUUGACAGCGAGAAGGCCGGGGACCGGGAGGUGCAGAGGACGAUGCUGGAGCUUCUGAACCAGCUGGAUGGGUUUCAGCCCAACACCCAGGUCAAGGUAAUCGCAGCCACCAACAGGGUGGACAUCCUGGACCCUGCCCUGCUCCGCUCUGGCCGCCUGGACCGAAAGAUUGAGUUCCCGAUGCCCAACGAGGAGGCCCGGGCCAGAAUCAUGCAGAUCCACUCCCGAAAGAUGAACGUCAGUCCUGAUGUGAACUACGAGGAGCUGGCCCGCUGUACAGAUGACUUCAACGGGGCCCAGUGCAAGGCUGUGUGUGUGGAGGCGGGCAUGAUCGCACUCCGCAGGGGUGCCACGGAGCUCACCCACGAGGACUACAUGGAGGGCAUCCUGGAGGUGCAGGCCAAGAAGAAAGCCAACUUGCAGUACUAUGCCUAGGGCGUCACCCACCACACCAUCCCCUGCUCUCUUGCUGGUUAAAAUUCAUAAUAAAAGAUGGUUUCAGGUCUCUGA